Messenger RNA from Saimiri boliviensis boliviensis (Bolivian squirrel monkey), 678 nucleotides. RefSeq names its product NADH dehydrogenase [ubiquinone] 1 beta subcomplex subunit 9-like. Gene Ontology annotation, cellular component: respiratory chain complex I. Gene Ontology annotation, biological process: mitochondrial electron transport, NADH to ubiquinone. NCBI's taxonomy places the organism in Eukaryota, Metazoa, Chordata, Mammalia, Primates, Cebidae. The record is from RefSeq and is a predicted model, not a curated record.
AUGGCGUUCUCUGAACCGGCAGCCUACGUUACUCAUCAGCAGAAGGUGGUGCGGUUUUUUAAGGAGCUACAGAGCCACCUCAAGUCGUGGUGUGUCCACAGGGACAAAUACCGAUGCUUGGCUUGUUUGAUGGGAGCCCGGUUGGAAGAACAUAAGAAUGAAAAGGAUAUGAUAAAGGCCACCCAGAUGCUGAGGGAGGCUGAGGAAGAUCUCUGGUACCGUGAGCAUUCACAGCCAUACAUCUUCCCUGACUCUCCUGGGGGUUCCUCGUAUAAGAGACACGAGUGUUACAAGGUUCCAGAAAACUGCUUGGAUGCCUGGCAUCCUUCCCAAAGGGCAAUGUAUCCUGAUUACUUUGCCAAGAGAGAAAGGGGAAGAAACUGCGGGGAGAAAGCUGGGAAAGAGAUUAAACAACUGGAGGAGGAAACGCCACCUGGUGGUCCUCUGACUGAAGCUUUGCCUCCUGCCCGAAAGGAAGGUGAUUUGCCCCCACUGUGGUGGCAUAUUGUGACCAGACCCCAGGAGCGCCAGUGCCCUACUGGGCCUUUCUUGCGGCCCUCCCGGCUUACCUGGAGCAGCUGGACCUGCGGCUCAGGCCUGAUGCUGUGCAGGACCCACGGAACCCCGCGGGGCGCAGAACCGAAAGCCCCGCUCAACCCAGAACGCUCUGGUUUUUGA